Humulus lupulus (European hop) is the source of this 2379-nucleotide messenger RNA. Its product is annotated as probable protein phosphatase 2C 55. The record is from RefSeq and is a predicted model, not a curated record. NCBI's taxonomy places the organism in Eukaryota, Viridiplantae, Streptophyta, Magnoliopsida, Rosales, Cannabaceae. The transcript is spliced from 5 exons. Bases 435 to 1961 code for a protein of 508 amino acids.
AUCAAUAUUAUAAUUCUGAUGAAAAUCAAAACCCUAGCUGCUUUAAACUCAGUUGGUCAAUUUUGCUGGUUCCCAAACAGUUUUAUCUGUUUUGCUUGUUGAAGCCGAUCCCAAAUAUAUUGGAAAAAUAGGUAAAGAAGGAUAGAGGAGCUCGUGUUUUCUCCCACCUAACUCCAGAGAGUCGACUCUAGCCUAUCUGUGGAGCCUACCUUUUCUUUUGGAUUCUAGGGUUAACGUUUUUUGAUUCCGAUUGCUCAGCCAGGUUUCUCGAUUCUUUGUGUAUAGCUCGAAGAAGGCUGGUGAUGUUAUUAGAGUAGUUAGGAUAUAAUAGAUGGUAUAGGGAGUUAUGAGAUUUACUUCCGCACGUUCUGGUGUUGGUUUUGAUCUCUGUUAUAGACGGAUUGAAGAGAAUUUUUCUCAUUUAAGAGGUUAAAAUGCCACCUCCAUAUUUUUCAAGGCUUAGAUCUGCCGUUCAGAGAUCUUUUGUAGGUGAUGAUGGUGCCCUCCAGGACUCCGUAACAGUUUUAUUUGGGAGGGGGAGAUCGCUUUUUGAAAAUUCUAGAUUGUUUUCCAGAUCAUUAUCAAGUCUUUCGGAUCUUGAAGCACUUUUACGACCGGGCAGUGUUGUUGCUGCUAGCACAGCUUCACAAUUAGUUAAUCAUAGAAAGAACCUUUCUGUUGUUGGAGCUAUUUCACGCACAUUCUCUAUACCAUCAGUGUCAGGGCCUUCACUUCAGGUCUGUGGGUAUCACUUUGAUUGCCUCCUAUCUGACCCUAAUCAAUUUUCAAAUAAGGAAAAGUUGAACAGACCUAUGGCUGUCUCUGGUUCUAGAGUUGUAUUUGGUGAAAUUUACGUAAGUAAUUUGACAUCAAGGCUUGAACACCGCCUGCCAAUAACUGAUAGCAACAGUGUAAUAUACAGCAGCAAAAACAGAAGUUUUGACAGCUGCCAAAAAGCUACCAUGAGUAUGAAAAAUCGUGGGCAACCCAACAAUAAUGCAAUCUAUGGGUAUUUCGUAUAUGAAGUUGGGAAAAGGUGGUUUGGUUCCUACCCAGUUAUUGAUUCAGGAUCAAAAGAGUUUCACAGCUCAUCUUCUUCAUGUUUCUCUGCUGGGCCUGCUCAUGAUGUGUCUUUUGACAAUUCUUCCCGUGAGGAGCAACCCUCUAGCUCUGCAGAUUCAUCUUAUCAGGACAGUAAACCUGGAAAGGCUCUAAAACUGGUCUCAGCAUCAUGCUAUUUACCCCACCCAGAUAAGGAAGAAACUGGUGGCGAGGAUGCUCACUUUAUCUGUGUUGAUGAACAAGCAAUAGGGGUUGCCGAUGGUGUUGGUGGCUGGGCAGAUCAUGGUGUUGAUUCAGGACUAUAUUCCCGAGAACUCAUGUCUAAUUCAGUAACUGCUGUGCAAGAAGAACCCAAAGGAUCUAUUGACCCAGCCAGGGUUUUGGAGAAAGCUCACUCAAGUACUAAAGCAAAGGGUUCUUCCACAGCAUGCAUUAUAGCACUUAAUGAGCAGGGUAUUCAUGCCAUUAAUCUAGGUGACAGUGGGUUUAUUGUGGUCCGAGAUGGAUGUACAAUCUUUAGAUCCCCAGUGCAGCAGCAUGAUUUUAAUUUCACUUUUCAAUUGGAAAGUGGAAAUAAUGGCGAUUUACCUAGCUCUGGUCAGGUUUUUACAGUACCUGUGGCUCCCGGGGAUGUCAUAAUUGCUGGAACUGAUGGACUAUUUGACAACUUGUACAACAAUGAGAUUACAGCAGUAGUAGUGCAUGCCAUGCGAGCUGGCUUAGGGCCUCAGGCAACUGCUCAAAAAAUAGCAGCAUUGGCACGUCAACGAGCACAGGACAAGAACAGACAGACGCCUUUUUCCACAGCUGCUCAAGACGCUGGUUUCCGGUACUACGGGGGAAAGCUUGAUGAUAUCACUGUUGUUGUUUCGUAUGUGGCUGGUUCUAGCGACAAAUGACCACUCUUUUGUUCUUCUCUCUACUUGAUGUAUAUACUUUGAGGAUCUUCAGCGUUACUGAAACUCCACUUGCCAAGGGCAGGCUAUAUUCGCAGAGAAGCUGGAUGGAGCCAUGUCAAUCCGCUCAACUUCUUCACGAAAAUGUCAUAAUACAGUCCAAUCUGUAAGUGUGCAUGGAAAGUUGAUAAUCCCAGUAACAUUGAAGAUGAUCAAAGAGACACUCUAUAGUUGAUGUAUAUGGUAUACUCUCCAUGUAUUCAUUUUUAUUUUUUGUAGAGUCGAAGACUCCUCUGGCGGUUUAUGUUGUACACUUGUCCGUUGUUGUAAAAGCGGGAUGUUUUUUUCUUUAUAGAUUUAGUUUUAGUGUAUGAUGUAGACAAUAGAGCAGUCUCAAUGGUUAUCUUUUCUAGCUUUUUAA